AUGUCAGACUUCUUACCAGAGACGGUGUUGCCAACAGGUGCGUUGACGAAAGAGCUGCGAUCGCUGCUGAAGUUCUUGACCCAUCAAAAACGUGCCGUAGGGGUUUGCGACCGCGAGUUGAAUGAGCUGAUGCAACUGAGCGGGAAGCAGAUGGACGCCACGAUCCGCGAGCUCGAGAACUGGAACUUCCGUCUCCACCUCGACGAAGCCAAAGAAACGCAAGAUGGCGUUCGCCUCGGGAUGGUGGAAAGCAACUUGCAGUAG
Molecule: messenger RNA, 264 nt
Organism: Hyaloperonospora brassicae
Lineage: Eukaryota; Oomycota; Peronosporomycetes; Peronosporales; Peronosporaceae
Source: the annotation of a GenBank genome assembly